ACAAUACAAGGCUGUUAAGCUUGACUAAAUAGGACAAAGUACUUGAAUUUAUCGUCUUUAAAGACUCCUUCCUGAGAGUAUAAACACCAUAUCACUAUGUUCCUCCUAUUAUUAGCUCAACCGUUUGUAGACAUCAAGGUCGUGAUGAUGAUGCUUUUUCAAACACUGAUGCUUGCGCUGUAUGCUGGUCCAGUGCUAGUGACAGCAGUUGUCACAGAAGCAAGCGACGGUUGCGGAUUUGAAGCCAUUCCCACAGAACCUUUCAAGUUUAGGUUUCGCAUUUCGGGGAAUCGAUGGUUUCCAAAAGACUGCCCCACCAAUCACAUUUACAACAAACGCCACUGUGGAUGUAUUCCGGAAAAUCUAGAAUCUCGACCUACUCGACAACCAGACUUCAAGACAACAGUUGCUACAUCGUCAAUCGCCGCUAUUCCUACAACCACAGCAAAACCGGCUGUAACAGUUGAUCAAAAUGCAACAGAAUGCACAUUGAUGGCAAAUUCUCUCAACCCCUUGACAUACUAUCAAAUUGGCAGUACUGGAAGGACCCUGAUGCACUGCGGCGAUGGCACAAUCUUUGAGGAGAGUCCAGCAUGCACAUGUGUGCAGUGGGACCGCGUCGAUCCUGGUUCCGCUUUGUGCCAGAUUGGAUCCGAAGAUGAUGGGAACAACACCGUAAUCUAGCCAGAGCAUGUCGAA
Molecule: messenger RNA, 699 nt
Organism: Haliotis rufescens (red abalone)
Lineage: Eukaryota; Metazoa; Mollusca; Gastropoda; Lepetellida; Haliotidae
Exons: 6
Coding region: 97-684 (195 amino acids)
Source: RefSeq, a predicted model, not a curated record